GGAAAAUGUGUUGAUUAUGUGUUUGAAUUUUAUGGCCUCAAAACCGAAGAAACCAUAUCACCUUGUUGGAGUCUCUAUUCCUGACACUAAAGAUGUGCUUGCCAAGCUUCAACUUUACUUCUGGUGCACAACUUGGUGAUGAGUUACGUGUUCUGGAUGUUGACAAUUCUACCCCUGGUAGCAGUGAAACCUCGUCUUUCAUGAUUCUCCAAGGAAACCGGUUUUCACAAACACUUAAAGCAUCCAAUGAACAAGGCGUGCCAGGGUUGCAUAAACAAAAGCUUGCAAAGAGGAAGUUUAGCGACUUAUACCAGGGCAAGGAUCACUCUGACUCUGACUCGGACCCUAUGGUCUGGAGCAUAACAACAGAAUGUGGAGGGACGUUCACAUCAAUUGACAGUUUGAGUACCUCUGACUCGGACCCUGCACGUUUUUUCCCGAAGACAAGUCUCACUGAGCUUCCAUCCAAAGUGCUCGUGCUGCCAUCAAGUGAAUCCACGCAUCUAGUUGACAAUGUUACUGGAAAGACGGAGAUAGUUAGCUACAAACAAACUGCCGCCAAUGAUCAGGGCACAAUGAAUGAUGAACAACUGCUGAGGUUUGUUGAAAAGUUUCCAACACAACGACUUGGUAGCAUUGUGUGUGAUUUGGUUCCCUGUAGACGGAUUUUUUGGAGCAAAACGAAUCCUGUAAAAGAUAAAGUCAUUUACAGGGGGGCAAUUCACGAAAAGAUAAAGUCUGCGUUUUGUCGGGUUUAUACACCUCGUAUACAUGGUUUGAUUCAGUUUUGGGCACCCGUUGUUGAUCAUGAAACCAAAUCAUCAUCUUCAUCGAGCAGACUGCAUGCACUUCUUUCAAGUUCCCAUCAACCUUUUGCCCUUGAGGAUCUGGACGAUCCUUGUAUAUGUGAGUAUAGGUUAUUUUCUAUCAACUAUCAAAUUGAUGAUGGUGGUCCCCAUACCACUGCAUUCCUGUCCCAUUUUCCAGAGGUAGUUCAGGAGAUCAGGACGUUGGACAAGGAGGGGCGGAGAAGUCCAUUGGUGGAUAAAGCUCUCUAUUGUGAUUUGACUUGCUUGAUAUUGCUCCCUAUUUUUCACCAUCUCCCUCGUAGUUCUGAUUCUGAUGAAAGGAUUUCCAGAUCUUGUGUUGGUGUCGUUGAGUGUUGUAUCAAGCCGGGUGGUCAUCUUCUAGUUCUCCCAAAGUUGAUACUUGCACUUAAGGGGGUCGGUCUAACCACUUAUCAUGUUCAACAACGCCUGCGAUACGAGCCUUCCAAUUGUCUUAAUCAUGUCAAAGAUGAAAUAGAAGCGGCAUUGAAGAUUGUUUGUGAAUCACUGCAUUUGAAUCUUGCUCAAGUCUGGAUUGGUGACGAUAGUGUCAAUAAUCUGUGCUGCUACCCCUCUUCGCCUUUAUCUCCUUUUCACAAAGAGACAAAAGAGGAUGACACUCAUCAUCAAAUGAAACAGCCAGGGACGUUUGUGGUCAAAUUUUGCGGUUAUCUUACCGACUGUAUAAGUGGUGGUUCUGAUUGUUUUGUAGACAAUCAUGAAUACUAUGAUACCUGUGAUGUGCUUCCCAUGAAAUUUGGGGAGGGGUUUGUUGGGAAGACUCUUCAAACUUAUGAAGCACGCUUCUGCGAAGAUCUUUUAAGCCACAAAGGGGAAAAUAGGCUAUCUGGAAUACUCUGUCCCGUGAUUACAUGUAGCGGCCUUGCCUUAUGCUUGAGGAGCACCCACACUGGACAAGCUGUUGAUUAUGGAUUUGAAUUCUUAUGGUCCCAAAACCGAAACCAUUCCAUCUUGUUGGAGUCGCUCUUAUUGACACUAAAGAUGUGCUUGCCAAGCUUCAAGUUUGCUUCUGGUGCACAACUUGGUGAUGAAUUACAGGUACAGAAUGUUGGCUCUGAAAGCUCGUCUUUCAAGGUUCUUCGAGGAAACAGAUUUUCACAAACAGAACCCGUAAUAAUAGAGUUGGCAAAGUUGGAAGAUUUUGAGAGCGAUAGUCAAACUGACUCUGAAUCGGAUGUGGACCCUGACACCGACUCUUUGGGCUGUAGUGACUCUUUGGGCUGUAGUGGCUCUGUAUCCAAAGUGCAUGAGCUGCCAUCAAGUCUAGUCCUCCGCUUACUACCAGUUUAUUUUUCAAUGUUUUGUUCUUAAUUAAUUGCAAAAAGAUUUAUAAUCAGGGUGGUGUGUGAACACCUUAUAACCUUAGAUAUUGUCUGCCGAUGGAUCAGAUUUUGAUUGAUAUGGUUAUAUCGUCUAAUCUAUCGGUUUUAAUAUAAUAAUGAUGCUUGGACAGAACAAUUUUCCUUGAAAAUGUAUUGGUUUAUGGUCGACAAACCCCGAUUUUGUGAAUCUCAUGGGGUUUGGAAUUGAAAUCCUGAAAAGUAUGUUUGAUGGAUAAAUUGAUAUGGAGGAUUGGAUUUGUGAUACUUGAGGACUAGACUUAUGAUGGGGACAUCAAUUAGGAUAGAUGAACAUUGGAAAUAGAUAAUCUCUAACCUUUGGGGUUAGACAUUUCUUUGUC
This is a messenger RNA of Erigeron canadensis, 2529 nucleotides long. Its product is annotated as protein NLP6-like. The transcript is spliced from 6 exons. The record is from RefSeq and is a predicted model, not a curated record. Lineage: Eukaryota; Viridiplantae; Streptophyta; Magnoliopsida; Asterales; Asteraceae. Gene Ontology annotation, molecular function: DNA-binding transcription factor activity. Bases 93 to 2159 code for a protein of 688 amino acids.